UUAACAAUUGAAAAGCUAUUAUGAAAAAGUAAAAACGGUUUUAAUGAUGUUUUCCUGGGAAAGAGGAGAGCUUUAGCCAUUAGAGCAUAGGGGCAGCCGGGCAGGAGCCAGGGCCCCUGAGGGCCCCCUCCUGUCUGCUCCUGAGGCUGUAUCUGGGGAUGACGACAAUGUACUGUCAAGCUGAGCCAUAAAGCUGCCCCACCCAUCACCCUGAACAGAGGGAGAGAAAGAGACAGAGAUUGAAUACAUACAUACAUAGAGAGAGGAGUUGGUCAAGCUCUAACAUCAUUUGGACAUCAAACAAUGGACUCUAACGUGACUAUUGUGACACCAGCCUACUUUAUUAUAAGUGGCUUUUCAGGCAUCCCUCAUGUUAACUACUACUAUUUAUUUUUAUUGGUGCUCUUCAUCUUGUCAGUGGUGGAAAACAGCGUAGUGAUGGCCUUGAUAUGCUUCGACCAGAGUCUCAAGACUCCAAAGUAUAUUGCUGUGUUUAACUUGGCGUUUGUAGAUGUGCUUGGCAACUCCGCCCUGGUGCCCAAGGUUAUCGACACAUUCUGGUUCGACCACAAUUACAUCUCGUACAGAAACUGCUUAACCUAUUCGUUUUUUUAUUAUGUGCUCCUCACCAUGCAGUCUCUUAAUCUGGCUUUACUCUCCUUUGACAGGCUAAUAGCCAUCACCUUUCCAUUGCGCUAUCAGAUCAUUGUGAGUCUGAAGACCAUGUUCUCACUGGUAGCUGCUUCCUGGAUUAUCUCCAUCUUUAACAUGUUAGUAGCUGUAGGGCUUCUUAUCCGGCUGUCCUUCUGCAGGUCUGUUGUUAUCAACAGCUAUUUCUGUGACUAUGGGCCGCUCUAUCGACUCGCCUGCAAUGACAAUCGGCCUAAUUUCAUUAUUGCCAAAGUGUUACCAGCUAUCAUUCUUUGGGUUCCAUUGAUGUUUGUCUUGAUCAGUUACAUGUGCAUUGGCACCACUUUGGCCAAAAUAGCUGGAGCCCAGGAUAGAAUGAAGGCUUUCAAAACAUGUAGUGCUCACAUAAUUUUGGUGGCAAUUUAUUACUUACCUAUUCUAUUCACUGUCACAUUUGACACUCAAAUGCCUCGCAAUGCAAGGAUCAUUAGUCUUUCUCUUGCAGCUGUCCUACCUCCAGCGUUGAACCCACUCAUUUAUGUUCUGCAGACUCAGGAAAUCAAACAAUCUCUGAAAAGGGUGCUCGCAAAAUUGAAGCAUUCAAAAAUUGCUGUCAAAUAGAUUAUCCAUAUGUGAUGUUAAAUAUAAGAUAUUGUGUUGUAGUGUCAAAUCUUAGAUUGGUUCCAUUGUUAAAUGUUUGGAUUAUGUUAUCGACUUCGACAAUAUUAAUUGUUCCAGGUUAUAUAUAUCACUACCAUCUGAGGGAAUUGUUUUGUUUGGCAAAGCAUUUUUCACCGUAAUCAGAACAAUAAUCAGGUUUGUGAUUUUGGCAACAAACACUAUGCAUUGUGUUCUCAGUGAUUUUUUAUUUUGUUACUAAAGACACUUCCUCAACCCAUUUCAUUUUGAGAAAUAAAUCCAUUGUAUUGUUGUACGAUGUGACCAAAAGUUUAAAUAUGAUUUAAAAUGAUGCAGUCUAUUCUUAUGCUAAACAUGGUGUGAGUCAUUCAAAUUUUGACAGCAAUACCAUGCUCACUGUUCUAUGCGUUGCAGAGAUGAAUAUCAAGAUACCUCCAUUACAUCUGUAAUCUUUCCAUGAAUCAACAUCAGCAUACUUUCCUUUAUAUUUAUAUACAAAUAUAUGGACCCUGCAAAUGAACAGGUUGAUGAUCCAAAAGGAUAUUGUUUAAUUGUCAUAUUUUCUAACCGUACCUUCAUGUUUUAGCUUCAUGUCACUUUAUGAACUCUAUCCAUGUGCCAGCUUUAAUAUUCAUCCAUUUUGCAUAUGCAGGCAUAGAUAUAUCAUUGGCGGAGGUGUUCAUGAGUAGGGUUCUUUACUUGGUUCUGGGUUGAUACGAUUUUGUAUAUUCAAUGUGUUUUGGUUACAUUUAAAAUAGGAUGGUACAUAUUCUGUGAAAGUAAUAUUGUGCAAAAAUACAACUAAACCAAAUAAAUGAAUGAAAUACUUGUAACGUGUUGAUGUUUAUUUGUGUAUCAAAAGUUGGUGAACACAAUAUCCUUAUCUUAGGCACGAGUCUUUCUUAACAAAAUCAAUUUAGGCAAGACCCGUCCUACUCUGCCUCUGAUUGUCUUGGGUUUUCGUGUUCUGCAGUCUUCAACCAAUUAACUACAAUGUCUUCCAUUUGCAGUAGUUAUGAAGGUUGUGAGAAAAUGUAGUUUUGAAAAAGUAUUUGUUGCUGAACCUAACCAAAUAGUUGUGAUGCCAUUCAUCCACCACGACCUUAACCUCACCAAGUCGUUGCUUGAACCUAACCAAGUUCUAAAUAAUAUCUAAAUGAAAUCCCGUCUCCUGGAUGAAAGGGUUUUUCCAACCAGCCAAUGCAUGGAUGGAACAGGGCCUUGGCUCAGACAUCAGAACUCUUUAGAGCGGGAUGCCCAUCAGAAGCCCUCCUGAGCAGGGCCGUGCAUGGACACCGUGGGGGGGGGUAGUGCGAGGUCAACGACCCCCCUGUCAUAAUGAUUACUGAUAAAGUGUGCUGAGGAGAACCUUAGCCAAUGAGGGUACAGGGGCCGGAGCCCGGGCCCCUGAGGCCCCCCUCCCAUCUGCUCCUG
Gadus chalcogrammus (walleye pollock) is the source of this 2703-nucleotide messenger RNA. Its product is annotated as olfactory receptor 1020-like. Bases 304 to 1251 code for a protein of 315 amino acids. Gene Ontology annotation, biological process: G protein-coupled receptor signaling pathway. NCBI's taxonomy places the organism in Eukaryota, Metazoa, Chordata, Actinopteri, Gadiformes, Gadidae. The record is from RefSeq and is a predicted model, not a curated record. The transcript has a single exon. Gene Ontology annotation, cellular component: membrane. Gene Ontology annotation, molecular function: olfactory receptor activity; G protein-coupled receptor activity.